GUGCGUGUACGAGUGGGUGCCUUUCUUGCAGCAGGAUGGCGUUGCUGAGGGACAUCCGUUGCAACACCUCCAGGUGGUGCAGCAUAGUCUAUCUCUUCCAGGCAUGCUACUUGUUGGCGUGGGUGAGAGUGUUGACUCAAGCGACUGAGGUAGGAACCACAGACCCACCGGAGCACCUCACGCUGUUCGUCACACUGCCCAUGCCCUCAGACGACCCUCUGGACACCAUCACCACCACUCCAGCCUCGAGUAACAGACCCCGCUCCUUUAGCAAUAUAACCAUGGCCAUGCGAACCACUGCGAAGGGACAUGAGGAGGACAGGGCAGCCCUUCUACUGCCCUCCCCAAAUGACUUUCAGGUCGACGGACGCAGUGGCUCAAGCAGCUUAGUAUAUCCUUUCCCUCGCCGCACGCCCCGUCCUAGACCUACCAACUUAGCCCGUCCCAUAUCCACUGGCGCUUUGGUCAAGGAAAACUAUUAUGCCUCAACCAAAAAUGCGCGACCGUGGUUUCUGCAACGCCCUCAUCACAACAUGACGCGUGUUUUGGGUGUCUGA
Molecule: messenger RNA, 557 nt
Organism: Portunus trituberculatus (swimming crab)
Lineage: Eukaryota; Metazoa; Arthropoda; Malacostraca; Decapoda; Portunidae
Exons: 4
Coding region: 36-557 (173 amino acids)
Source: RefSeq, a predicted model, not a curated record